Messenger RNA from Lithohypha guttulata, 1788 nucleotides. RefSeq lists its product as uncharacterized. The record is from RefSeq and is a predicted model, not a curated record. Gene Ontology annotation, cellular component: nucleus; CAF-1 complex. The coding region runs from base 1 to 1788 and encodes 595 amino acids. NCBI's taxonomy places the organism in Eukaryota, Fungi, Ascomycota, Eurotiomycetes, Chaetothyriales, Trichomeriaceae. The transcript has 2 exons. Gene Ontology annotation, biological process: nucleosome assembly.
AUGGUCGACGCCACGUUUUACGUUGCCCCAACAACUCCUUUGAAGAGGUCUUAUGACGAUGAUACAAUUGUCGUCAACCAAGACUCUGCUGUAUUGACGAACACUGCAAUAAAUGAGCAGGACAUUGCCAUACGCCAUGCCUCACCAGCACCCAGCACAAGCAGUUCUCUGACAGACCUUACAGCCAGCGUCGAUGCGCCAGGCUCUGCAAUCAAAAGCUCGCAGACUCCAGUGACGAAGAGGCCGAAACUGAGCUUCGCCGAAAAACAGGCCGAGAAAGCUGCCAAGCAGCGAGAAAAGGACGAAAAAGCUCGUCUAAAAGCCGAGGAAACAGCAAGGAAGGAAGAGGAGAAGCGAAGAUUAGCUGAAGAGAAAGAGAUCUCAAGGAGAGCCAAAGACCUUGAAAAGGCCGAGAAGCAGAAAGUCAAAGAUGCCGGGAAGGCCUUGAAGGAUGCCCAAAAGGCUCAGAAAGCGGCUGAGAAGAAGCAGAAGGAUGCUGAGAAAGAGGCAGAAAGGCUAAGAAAAGAAAGAUCUCAAAUGCGACUUGGUAACUUCUUCAGCAAACCAAAGACAGAAGCUACACCACCAAGCACACCAGAAGACGUCUCAGAUGGUGCCUCAAGCCGACGAUCGUCAGUCGUUAGUAUCGAUGCCGAGAGACCAACAUUCGAGCCCAAAAAGCUCAACCAACCCAGCAAUCCUGAUUAUGAAAAGUUCAUUCUGCCAUUCUUCAUUGCUGACAACACUGAAAUCGCUCCAGCCAACCGUUUCAAACUUGACAGAGAAGUCGUCUUCCAGGUUACAACAGAUUCGGAGGCUACUCAAUUAGACCUAAGGGAACAGUUCGGCAGACCUGUCAAGCGUUUGAGGAAAACCAUUCCUGUCAGAGACAUCAUUCAGAACAUUCAAGCUACAGGACUGGACAUUAUCGAGCUGGAUAGUCCUGCUCUUGAGGCACUGAGUCGAGCCUCUUACAAGUGCUUGCAAUUCAAGGAAGAUGUACGACCACCAUAUCAGGGCACAUAUACUCGAGCAGUCUCGCCACGGACGACGAAGAAACUUAAGAGAAAUCCCUUCACUCGUGCUCUACCAGAAACAAACUACGACUAUGACAGUGAGGCCGAAUGGGAACCACCAGGCGAAGAUGAUGAGGAUCUUGACGAAGAAGACGAAAUGUCUGAUGGUGAAGACGGUUUAGAUGACAUGGCCGAUUUUCUUGAUGAUGCAGAUGAUCUUGCUCGCAAGAAGGGACCAUCGUCAGACAUGGAGCCCGUCUCCAGUGGUCUCUGUUGGGUUGGUGAGACGUUUGACGACAAUGGCACAGACCUUCAGCGAUACCGGAUGGACUUCCUACACGAUUCCACAACCUUUCCUAUUGAUCCAUUUUCCACGAAGCACUGGAGUGAUGAGUCAGGUCAAAAGUUCAGCAUCAAGUCAGAAACGAGUUCAUCAAUGCAGCCUCCACGGCAGCCGCUUUUAUCGAUAUCUCCAAACACCCUUCCGACUAUCAAGGUUGAGGCUGAUAAUAGCAGUAAGCCGACUCUAGCUGCGAAACAAAAGAGAAUCAAUAGCGACAAACAACUGAAGCUCAUUCAGCCAGAUCUGAUGGCAGAUUUCAGAAGAGCUGUUGACGGAAGCGAUCUUACCAAGCUGGGUCUGAUUGAGAUUCUCAAGAAGCAGUUUCCACAAUGUUCGAAAGAAGCAAUCAAGGACACCCUCACGGCAGUGGCCGUCCGGGUUGGCAAAAAGGAGACUGAAAAGAAAUGGCAGCUCGUUGACGAUUCAUGA